Molecule: messenger RNA, 2160 nt
Organism: Penicillium cinerascens
Lineage: Eukaryota; Fungi; Ascomycota; Eurotiomycetes; Eurotiales; Aspergillaceae
Product: E3 ubiquitin-protein ligase BRE1
Exons: 4
Coding region: 1-2160 (719 amino acids)
Cellular component (GO): HULC complex; nucleus
Molecular function (GO): ubiquitin protein ligase activity
Source: RefSeq, a predicted model, not a curated record
AUGCCGGCCGCCGAACCCCUUGUGUCUUCAGAGUCCGGUCUUGUCAAAAUGGAAGACCGGAAGAGGCCCGCCGCAGAUAACAAUGACUCGGCCCCGCCUUUAAAGAAGCAGGCGACCACCGUGAAUGGUGCCGCCAAGCCCCAUCCGGAUGCCGAUAUGCCCUGGAAAGAUGACCUGGAGCGCGUCCAAAAAGAUGCGAUAAUGCGCCAGAUGUACGAAUACAAGCGAGAGAAACAGACUUUGGAGUCGCGAUUGAAUCAGAUGUCGAAAGCUGCCGCACAUCAUAAUGAUCAUCUUCGUGUCAUCGACUCCUGGUUCAACCAGUUAAUCGACGAAGUGAAGGUUAUCUUGGGCUCGCAGGAAGUCAAAGAAUCUACUUUCAAAAGCUCACUGCAGUUCGAAGAUGCUGAAGGAUUUGAGUUGCAUCUGAAAUCCAGGUCCGACGAUAUUCGUGAAAUCAUCUCUCACUUUCAAUCCAAACUGGCUGAUGUCUCCCCCGAUGUUACAACGCUUCAGAGCAAAUUAGCAAAGAAGCUAGCUGAGGAAAAGGUCACGAUUGCUGAAUUAGAGAAGGCCCUGGCCGAGAAGUCACAGUUGGAGGAAAGCCUGGAGGCUGCGUCUCUGCGGUACAUGGUCGCUGAGAAGAAACUCGAUCGCGCGAAGAGCGUGACUGCGACCAAGUUGGAUAAGCAAUAUAUUAUGGGUGGAAACCGACCGACCCCCGAGGUUGCGCAAACAAAACGAGAGGAAUCGUCACCUGCCAAUGGUGGGACUCCCGUUGGAGAUCGCAGCAUCGAGUUGGAGGAAGCCAAUAAUAAGCUGAGUGCUGUUUCUGAGAAACAAAAGGAACAAUUGCAGAAGUUGGAGGCUGAAAAUGCGAGCUUGCUCAGUCAAAUCACUGAGCUCAAGGUCAAGUAUUCGAAACUUACCGAUGACGAUUACGCGCAUACCGACCUUUUCAAGCAACUACGAUCACAGUACGAGGAUGUGGUGAAGCGUAUCAACCACCUCGAGGCGACAAAUGUACAGCUGCGCGAGGAGGCUGAGAAAUACCGCUCGGAAAGAACCGCAUACAAGAUCCAAGUGGAUGACGAAGCACAGAGUACCAUCGCCGAGAAAGAGGCUCAGCUCGAAAGAGCGGAAACCGAUUUGGCACGGAUACGAAAUGCACGUGACGAGCUUCUGGCGGAUCAGCAGAUGCGCAAGGCCGCCCAAGAUCAAGAAAAGACUGCCGGUAUCAAGUUGCAAGAACUUGCAGAUGCUCGGGAUGCCCGGAUCACAGCUCUGGAGUCCGAGAUUGAGAGAUUGCGGUUGCAGAUUGACGGUUCCAAGGCAGCCGAGAACGUGGCUGAGAUGCCGCUCGAGGAGCUCCGGUCGAAGUACACUAGCUUGGAACGCCAAUACUCCAUGCUGAACACAGAGUUGACCUCCAUGCAAACCGCCUACAAGAAGUUCUCCACCUUGGCAUCGCAGAAGGUGACAGACUUCAGUGCUUUGGAGGAGAAGGUUGCACGGUUGACAGCGGAGAAGUCCAAGGCGGACCAAAAGUACUUUGCUGCCAUGAAGAGCAAGGAAGCCCGUGAUGUCGAAGUCCGCACCCUCCGUGUGCAGAACUCUAAGACUUCCGAUAUUGUCUCUCAGUUGAAGGAAUCGGAAUCUGCGACCCGCUCCUUGCUGUCCAAUAUGGACAAACAAGCCAGCGAGACCAAGGAGGCUCUUACUUCGGCCCUUGAUAAGCACCGGGCUCUUCAGCAACAGCUAACUGAGAGCAACAUUCAGGUGGAGGGUCUCAAGAACCAGGUUUCUGAGCUGAGAGCGCUUUCCAACUCCAAAGAUGCGACGCUGGGAAGCACAUCCUCCGCUCUACGCCAGGCAGAAACCGAGAUCUCCGGUCUGAAACAAACCCUCACAGACACCAAGAAGAGCCUGGAGAACUGGAAGAGCAAAAGUCUCGGCAACAACUCGUCGGAAUACGAAAUGCUGCGGACCCUUGCCUUGUGCACGGUGUGCCGCCGCAACUGGAAGAACACGGCGAUCAAGACGUGCGGUCAUGUUUUCUGCAAAGACUGCGUCGAAGAACGUCUCACUUCUCGCUCCCGCAAGUGUCCCAACUGCAACAAAUCGUUCGGAAGCAACGACCACAUGCAUAUCACCCUGUGA